This is a messenger RNA of Galleria mellonella (greater wax moth), 5553 nucleotides long. RefSeq names its product myocyte-specific enhancer factor 2 (gene Mef2). NCBI's taxonomy places the organism in Eukaryota, Metazoa, Arthropoda, Insecta, Lepidoptera, Pyralidae. The record is from RefSeq and is a predicted model, not a curated record. Gene Ontology annotation, molecular function: histone deacetylase binding; DNA-binding transcription factor activity, RNA polymerase II-specific; RNA polymerase II cis-regulatory region sequence-specific DNA binding. The transcript is spliced from 9 exons. Gene Ontology annotation, biological process: positive regulation of transcription by RNA polymerase II; cell differentiation. Bases 340 to 1563 code for a protein of 407 amino acids.
UCGUAGCCGGCCGCAGUCCUCGUCGCCGCGCCUUCGUAUGAGCCGUGUGUCGCUGUCGGCAUCCCCCCGCGCCCCGCGACGAGCCGUCUCGCCCGCAUUCUAGUUGUGGGUGUCGCGCUGUGCAGUCCUCGCGAGUGCCGCUGAACUCUGUGCGCCGUUUGUGAGUGCUUUAAUUCCCGCUCGAGUGUCAGUGUGAAGGAAGAACCAGUAGCCCGCCGCAGAGGAUGUUAACAGCUCACGCAGAUUGCAGCAGCUGUUGACAUCUGCAGUAUCAACCAGCCACCAGGCCGAUUUAUUCUUGCCCCAGCUCCUUAAACCCCCUCCAAGAUUGCUGCCACUAUGGGUCGGAAAAAAAUACAAAUAUCCCGGAUCACGGAUGAACGGAAUCGACAGGUGACAUUCAACAAACGCAAAUUUGGUGUGAUGAAAAAGGCUUACGAACUCAGCGUACUCUGUGACUGUGAGAUUGCUCUGAUUAUAUUCAGUUCCAACAACAAACUCUACCAGUAUGCUAGCACCGACAUGGAUAAGGUCUUAUUAAAGUAUACGGAAUACAACGAGCCCCACGAGUCGCUGACCAACCGCAACAUCAUCGAGGCCCUAACGAAGAAGGAGCAUAAGAACGGAGUGAUGUCACCAGACAGUCCAGAAGCCGAACCGGAAUAUAACUUAACACCGCGUACUGAAGCCAAAUAUUCAAAAAUUGAUGAAGAAUUUCAAAUGAUGAUGCAAAGAAACCAGUUGAAUGGAAGUCGAGUUGGAGUUGGUGUCGCCGGAAGUAAUUACAACUUACCUGUGAGCGUCCCAGUCGGAAGUUAUGAUCAAUCAUUGUUACAAGCUAGUCCUCAAAUGCAUACCUCUAUCAGUCCACGGCCUUCUUCCUCGGAAACCGAUUCAGUUUACCCCAGCGGCGGAAUGCUCGAAAUGUCUAACGGAUACCCAGGAUCAGGAUCGCCUCUCGGCGCUGGCUGCACACCUUCGCCAUCUCCAGGACCAGCGCCUUCGCCACACCGACAUCCGCAUAAACCGCACGCACACGCACCGCCGCCACACCACUCACCGAGGCAUAACAACUUGCGCGUUGUCAUACCCAGCUCGAUGCCACCACCGCAGGACGAUAUUUCUUAUACUGGAGAGGCACCACUAGGUUACUCAGGACUCGGCAACUUCGGACCACAGGACUUCAGCAUGAGCUCGGACAUGGGAAUCGGACUAUCAUGGGGCGCGCAUCAACUGCAAACUUUACAACAACACAGCAGGUACAUUAGCAGCUUGCCAGUGCUGGGAGGCGGCGGGACCCCGCCACCAGCAGCAUCGCCAAGCAACGUGAAAAUCAAAGCGGAGCCGGUCUCCCCGCCGCGCGAUCCAGGGCACAUGCACCGCGCCCCGCCCCCCGCGCCCGCGCCGCAGCCCGCACACCUAUCUGGAGUCAUUGAUGGUUCAGUAACAUCUAGUAACAUGGGCUCCCCAGCUGGACAGGACAUGAGACACACUAACGCCGUCCCACUAGACUACGAGCAGCCCCACACGAAGCGGCCGCGGAUCGAGGGUUGGGCCACAUAGCUAGGCUAUGAGGCCUUCGGAUCCUACCCGAGGCCCCUCCAUCCGCACUGCUAAACCCGACCCUGGCGGAGCGGCUCCAAGGUCCAAAAAUCAUACGACUCGCAGCUGCAAAAUCCUAUCGAGCUUCGGUAGACCGUCCUGCGUUGGAAAUCAACCAUGUUCUUUCCUCGAUGGUGCUGCAUUGACAUACUGUGACAGUGCUAGAAUCUUCGAUAAAAAGUCUGAAAAGGAAAGGUGCAUUAAGGUGCUUUAAAUUUUGAUGGCACGGUCAACUUUUUGCGCUUAUGCGUAGAUCAUCUCGACUCGAGAAUGAACUGUCCUUUACUUAAAGGAUAUAAAAAUUAGGAUAAAAAUAUUAAAAUCCUUGUGAUGAUUUCUAAAGAAAUCAAAAUGUUAAAACAAAAUUGAAUGUUCAAGUUUACACUACCCUUCUAUUAUACGUAAUAAAUACUAUUAUAAUUGCACAUGCAAGUACACUAAACGUUAAGGAUAAAUGUUUAAUAUAAGUACAAGAUUACUGAAUAGAUGCAACCCUGAUCAAUUUUGAACUAUAAGUACGUAUAGAUAGAUUUCUAAUUUCCCCUGUACAUAGAUGACAUUACAUGUGCAAUCCGUGCCAUUGUCUGUUUAGCUUAAAAGUUAGUCAAUUUAACAAUUAGUGACUAUAACAGUAGAAAUGCACUAAGGUCCCUGGAGUUCAGUGAACAUACGAAGUAGCCGGACGGUGUUGUGUAGUGCGAAGAACAAACUAUAAAAGUGUGUCAAGUGCGUUUAUGACUUAAAAACGACUGUUGACUUUUGUGUUAGUGUUUUAAAGUUCUUUUGUGCCAUUUUAAAAAUAUUAUAAUAGUGUGACAUCCGAACUUGAAUCUUUGUAAAUUUAGUAAGCGUAGUAUCAUCACAGAAGAUAAUAAAGUUAUGUAUUAUAAAUCUACAUUAUCUAUUGACAUAUUUAUACAUGAGAAUCAUAUAUGAUAUUUACAUAAUAUGUAUACACGUCCCGUUAGGAACGAAUGUUAUGUAAGUAAGUAGAUAAUGUUAGCUAGAGUUGAGUAUAUAAAAAGUACCACACGAAGCUUUAAAAUUUCUUAUGAUAACACUCGCACUCUAAGCAGACUUGUAAGUAAUGGAUCACAGUUAAUGUAUCGUAAUAAAUCUAGAGCUCCUCGCAACAAUUUCCUUUGACCGACGCUGUCUCUGGAAUGUAUAGGAUGAAAGUAUAUAUUCGUUUCUACGUUAAAGUAGCAAUGCUGUUGUUUAAUGUCGUAAAUUGUUUUAAUUUAUAGACUUUAUAGUUGCAGUUCCUCGUAAUGCUUUGAAAUCCAUUAGGAGUGCUUUUUCAAAGAAAAAGUUACGAUCGAUUUAGUGCCCUGUGAUUUUACACCACCACCAAGGUACAUUUUGUAUUGGUCCUCUGAUUCUCUCCAGAAUUUUUAGACUCAAUAAAUUGUGUUUGUUGUAGAUGUUGCGAUUAUAUGUCUGGUGGCUAUAAUGGGUUAUUAAGGGAUAUCAAAUUUGUUGAUAAAUUAUUACAUUUUAUUUUGUUAGUGUGAUCUGAAGACGUUGCAUUUUCUAAUCGGUUCUUAAAUACAUUCAUUGUAACGGUGUACAAAUACAUCACCUACAAAUGAGCAAACUCAGCUUUAAGUGCACACACUAUAAAUAUAUUUAAUCAUACCUAUUUUGGUAUAGCACUAUAUCACGAUCCGCCCUAUUUUUAGAUGAUGUUAUCUGGUAAAAGUGGUAACCUGUACCGCUGAAUCAUUCAUGUCCAAUAGUCUAAUGUUAGUAUAUAAUAAUGUAAUCAUAAUUUAUAUGUGUCAUGGAUAUUGUAAUCAUUCAGAAUUCCCCUCGACGUUACAUAGUAACACUAACUUCCUUUAGUUCCACUUUGUCCCCUUAUAUCUUCUCACUGUAGAUGCCUUACUCACAGUGCCUAAAUGUACCAUUUUGUACCAAAUUUGUAUAAUACGAUAGCAUUUUUGCUUUAAUAUUUUUUCACAUCCUAAUAAGUUUAAGUCUUUAAGAGAUGUUAAAUUGUUAUGACCGUAAGAUUUGGCGUUAAACAAAUUACUGUAUUGAAUAAAGAACUAUUCUCGCCUAAAGAGUACAUUACGGUCAUAGCGAUCAAUUUAUCGCUAUACCACGUUUUGGAGCAGUCAAACUGUUUAUAAAAUACUUGUAACUGUAAACUUGUGAUUUGUAACUAUUUAAUAUAUCAUUAAGUGACAUUUGCAAAAAAAAAAUUAUUAUAAAAUUCAUUAGGUUAAAUCCUUCAAAUCACAGUAACAAAAUGUUAAUGUAUGAUUGUUAAAUUUGUACAGGGAAUUACCAGUUUUGAAGUUCAAAAGUCUGAACGCAAAUAUAAAAUGUAUUUUCGCAUUGUAUAAUAAGUACACGAUUAGUUUUAAAACGAAUUAAUAUUUUAAUACCGAAGCAUAAUAAAUGUUGGCCCGUUUAGGGAACUAUAUAAAUUCAUGUAAGUACACCUUAAAUGUUAGAGUGAAUUGUUAAUGUGAUAUAAUUACAUACACUGUUAAGAUCCUUGUAUUUGAGAUUCUACGGUUGCGUUAUUCGAAAUGAUUUCUCGGUCGUUCGUUCCUAAUAGUUCAUUUACCAGACGUUUGUGUGCUUUCUAUUAGAAUUUGCUCAAUCGUGUUUGUUUGGCGAUAAGCAACAUUAUCAUAACGUCUAGCUUGUUGUCUGAUCUUCUUUUAAGAUUGUGUACAUCUGUUAAUUGUGAAUGUUUCACAGUCUCAAAUUCCCUGUCUGGUGUAUAGUUAAUUGGAUUGGUAGUACAAGUGUCCGAUUGUUAAUAUUGUACAGGUUAUUUGAGUCAUGUUACUGUUACCGAUAUACCUAUCAUAUCUGGCGCACCUAAUAAAUAUCCAUUAUUCCAGAGUAAUAAUAGAAAUGAUUUGCACAAAACCAAAAUGUUUAUGGGAAAUGGAUGGAGUUUGUAUAAUGUAAAAUAAUUGUCUAGUACUUCAAAAUACACGAGUAAGUGUUUACAUGUUUACUCCGUUGUGUACGCCAUUAGCGUUUGAAGUACUUCAAGUAUUUUGUUGAGUGCACAUGUUAUUCUAUCGACUUAACUUGUAUAAAAUAUUUCAUCAGUAAGCUGGUAUUGGGAGCAUAAUUUCCGAGGUUGUGAAUUUUACUAUCGGGAAUGAGUUCACGUUUAAAUAAUUAUUAAUAUUUAAUGUAACGAUUUCAUUUCGGCGCACAACUAUGUUGUGUGUUCUUGUAAAAAUAGUUUGCUUGAUUUGUUUUGUAGAUGUACCUACUUUUGUGUAUGUUUUAUCUGUAUGUAUAACGCUGUGUGCCAAUAGCAAACUGUUACUCUUUAUCAUUUUAACUUAUUACCUUUAGAAUGAGUAAUUCAUUGCAUUUAAUGAAAAAUAUGUAGUUUUAAGUAUAAAAUAUUGGAAAUCAGUAACUGAUUUCAUCACAGUAGUUAUUAUGUGCUCUGUGUUCCCCAUCUCUUUGCUAUUGUUUCACAGCCCAAUGUGAACAACCCAAAUAGUAUAUAGGUAUAUAAAUACAUAUCCUUAUUGAAUACUCAAGUCGAUUUCACUAUUAUUUCUGUCGUAACAUCAGUUGUGCAAUACAUAUAUAACAAAAUGCUUAGGUAGGUAUUAGGUAUAUUUUCGUUUGAAUUUACAAAGAAUGCAAAAUCUGUUGUAUUUUAUUGAUAUUUUUACUGAUAACGUGAGAGGUGCCAACGAUAUUUUGUAGGUGCCUCUUGGGAAUUUAAGUCAUAAUGUAUAAUUAUUUUUAAGCUAAGGCCGGGCCAAAUAUUGCAUUAAUUUAGGUCUCGCGGCGCCUGUUUCUGUGUCGAGGCAGCCAAUUCUGCCCUGUGUAUAAAUUGUAUGAAGAAUGAAAACAUCUCAGUGGCUGAAUGAAUAUUAAUGUUUAUCGACAGUGUUAGAAAAAUUGUUAUAAAUUAUUUUGAUGACUGUUCGAAGGAUAAUAAAGAGUUGGAUGUCA